Cimex lectularius (bed bug) is the source of this 1932-nucleotide messenger RNA. Its product is annotated as serine/threonine-protein phosphatase 2B catalytic subunit 3-like. NCBI's taxonomy places the organism in Eukaryota, Metazoa, Arthropoda, Insecta, Hemiptera, Cimicidae. The transcript is spliced from 12 exons. Gene Ontology annotation, molecular function: calmodulin-dependent protein phosphatase activity; calmodulin binding. The record is from RefSeq and is a predicted model, not a curated record. The annotation marks the transcript as partial. Gene Ontology annotation, biological process: calcineurin-mediated signaling. Gene Ontology annotation, cellular component: calcineurin complex; cytoplasm.
UGUGUGUUAUACUUAUGGGCUCUGAAAUUGUGCCAUCCGACGACGCUAUUUUUACUUAGAGGCAAUCACGAAUGCCGGCAUCUCACGGAGUAUUUCACCUUUAAACAAGAAUGUAAAAUAAAAUACUCUGAGCGUGUUUACGAUGCUUGUAUGGAGGCGUUCGACUGCCUUCCUCUCGCCGCCCUUAUGCACCAACAGUUCCUCUGCGUCCAUGGAGGACUUUCGCCCGAAAUACACAAUCUCGACGAUAUAAGAAAGUUAGAUCGUUUCAAGGAGCCGCCGGCGUUCGGACCGAUGUGCGACCUCCUGUGGUCUGAUCCGUUAGAAGACUUCGGCAACGAGAAAAACGCCGAACACUUCAGCCAUAACAGUGUUAGGGGAUGUUCUUAUUUCUAUAGUUAUGCUGCUUGCUGUGAUUUCCUUCAGAACAACAACCUCCUGUCCAUUAUCAGAGCUCACGAAGCGCAAGAUGCUGGGUACCGGAUGUAUCGAAAAAGCCAAACCACGGGUUUCCCAUCAUUAAUCACAAUAUUUUCAGCACCCAAUUACUUGGAUGUAUAUAAUAAUAAGGCUGCUGUACUAAAAUAUGAAAACAACGUAAUGAAUAUUCGACAGUUCAAUUGCUCUCCUCACCCUUAUUGGCUUCCUAAUUUCAUGGAUGUCUUCACAUGGUCACUGCCUUUUGUCGGUGAAAAAGUUACCGAAAUGUUAGUAAAUGUUCUCAAUAUUUGCUCAGAUGAUGAGCUAAUGUCAGACGGCGAUGAUGCCCUUGAAGAAGAUGGUACAGCAGCAAACUUGCGUAAGGAAGUUAUACGUAACAAGAUAAGAGCAAUUGGAAAGAUGGCAAGAGUAUUCUCUGUAUUGAGAGAAGAGAGCGAGAGUGUACUUCAGCUUAAGGGCCUAACUCCAACAGGAUCGUUGCCACUUGGAGCCCUCUCUGGUGGAAAGACAUCCUUGAAGAAUGCUCUCCAAGGAUUCUCUCCAAACCACAAGAUCACAUCAUUUGCCGAGGCAAAAGGUUUGGAUGCUAUUAAUGAGAGGAUGCCUCCACGAAAGGACGCGCCACCAACACCGGUAUCUGAAGGCGAAAAGCAGCCUGUAACACCCACGCAGCCCAACACCACUCCACACCCGGCUCCAACAAAUGCAUGAGCUAAAAGAUCUCAUGAUGCCAAUGUGUGAAAAUGGACGGGUCUCUUUUAAAAAAACCCUUCCUUUAUAAGAAUCCUUGCCCUAAAGGAUAUGAGUUGUGCUCUGCCAGCGGUCAUCAUUAAAAAAAAAUUUAAAAAAAUUAUAUAUAAUAAAAAAUAAAAAUUACAAAAAAAUUAUGUAUUUAAGAAAGAAAGUCAUUUAUCAUUUUUCUUCACUGAAUCUUUCAUCUUUGACUUUGCUUAAACUUUCUACUGAAAUUAUAAAUAAUACUUUUUAAGAAUCAAUCAACUAAAAUACCAUCUAAUCAAAAAUUAUAUUUUAUACGAGGAAGGAAUUUUUUACUCGGAAAUAAAAUAAAUUUGUUUGGACUCACACUUUUUCUCACUGGAGAACAUUCAGACUUCACAGCUGGUGAAUUUAGAUAAAUUGAAAUUUUAAAAAAAUUUAAAUUAAAAAAAGUGUUGGGUCCAAUUUGAUUUUUCGAAGUGCCUCCGAGCAGGUCAACUUAUCGGUUCAGCAGGCUGAGACCGGUUUGGGAGGCCUGAGCCCGAGCAAGACAAACAAUAUUCGACCACUUCUUAAUUCCUGCCUCUCGCACUCAAAUCUCGGCUAGAUCUGACGGAUUUGUUUCUCUUAGAUAAUUUUAGCGUUCAUUUCCCCAUUUCACCACCACAGUCCUGUUCCCGACCAAAACCGAGCUCUAGUCAUACGACUUUUUCGCCUUAAAAAUAAAUGAAGUUAAAAAAUAAUUUUAAAUAAAUAAAUAUAUUUAAAUCAAAA